This is a messenger RNA of Penicillium cosmopolitanum, 1233 nucleotides long. Its product is annotated as fungal specific transcription factor domain-containing protein. Gene Ontology annotation, molecular function: zinc ion binding; sequence-specific DNA binding. The transcript has 2 exons. The coding region runs from base 1 to 1233 and encodes 410 amino acids. Gene Ontology annotation, cellular component: nucleus. Lineage: Eukaryota; Fungi; Ascomycota; Eurotiomycetes; Eurotiales; Aspergillaceae. The record is from RefSeq and is a predicted model, not a curated record. Gene Ontology annotation, biological process: positive regulation of transcription by RNA polymerase II; DNA-templated transcription.
AUGACCCCUUCCACGCAUUCCUCGGCAUCACCGGGGGUUGAAGCCGUACGCUCACCGGAUUUGGGCCGCGUCACGUCCAAACGGCCUCUGACAGCCACGGAUAGCACGACAGACGCUGAGAAUCGUCGCAAGGAUCCCAAGGAGACAAGAACUCCAAGACCGCUAGUUGACUCAAACACGACUGACCGAGGAUAUGUGGUAUCGACGGCAUCUGCUCCGCUCACCCGAGAAAUUUCGCAGCAUCCACAUAACGAUCCGACAUCUCAAGCUUUGCAAGAAAUAGAGAUCGAAGAUCAGUACUUUGACCCAACUUCUGGUUUGAACUUCUUACAUCGAGCCUGGCGAAAACUCUCGACUCAGAAGGGAGAUGGGGCUUCAUAUGGAUUUCAUGAAACAGAUAAACGUCAGCUUUUGGCUUCAGCUGGAGAUCGUCCUUUCAAGGUCGACAGAAAUGUUUUCGAUGCUUCGGGGUUUGUUUGUGUUCCCCAAGAAUCGACACUGCGGAAGUUGCUGGAAUUUUACUUUGAAACCUGUGUUGUAACAUAUCGCAUGUUGCAUCGACCAACAAUAGAGGCUUGGAUGGACGCUUUCGUCAAGGAUAGGCGAGAUGGCCAACCGAUUGGGUGCUCGCUCGGGCAUGCAAAGUCGGCGAUUUUGCUGGCUAUCAUGGCCAUUGCCACUUUGAGAUACGAAAAGGUCCACGGAGAUAAGUCGUCUCAAAACGAGGCAGUUGCGCUUGGUCAAAGUGACCAACUUUACUGCAUGUCUACGAAUUUAACCGAGACUGAGACCGGAUUCCCGCGACUAGAGUCAGUGCAAGGGAGGCUUCUCCAAGUGCUGUAUCUACUCCAAACGUCGCGUAUGAACAAGGGUUGGUAUACUUUCGGAAAUACGUGCAAUAUCACCCUAUCUUUGGGUAUGCACAGAAGACGCGACUGUCAGCGAGACGUGUCAUUUGCGAGUCGUCGCCUGGGUUAUAUUUCACUUCAAUGCUACAAGCGCACCUUUUGGGUAGCAUACACUAUUGACAAGUACUUAAGUGUGGUUUUCGGACGGCCGAGGCUUUAUCAAGAUGAGGAUAUUGACCAGGACUUUCCAGAAAGUGUGAAUGAUGAAGACAUGACACCUCAAUGUCUAUCAUUAUCUGAAGACUCGGGAGAUUGCCACAUUGAUUCGCUAAUAUUGCAUGCUCGGUAUGUAUCUGCUGAUAUGGCUUUGCGGGUUCGAAGCUGA